Messenger RNA from Lycium ferocissimum, 726 nucleotides. RefSeq lists its product as uncharacterized. The coding region runs from base 1 to 726 and encodes 241 amino acids. Lineage: Eukaryota; Viridiplantae; Streptophyta; Magnoliopsida; Solanales; Solanaceae. The record is from RefSeq and is a predicted model, not a curated record. The transcript is spliced from 2 exons.
AUGAAAGAUCCUGCGUACGCCACUGGUCAUGUGUAUUUUGCACCUAAUGAUCAUGGCACACUCAAUUGUUCUCUAGCUUUUGAUAUAUUUGAUCAAGAAAAUAGGGGUAGGCCUUUUUAUUAUGUGCACACUGAGAGUGUGACAUUGCGUCAUUGGCGCGCGAAAUUUCUGCCUAAUGUCGCAGUGACAUGGCACUGGAUUUGGUAUGAGAUUAUGCACUCAAAGCUAUUUCAAGAACUUCUUCACAACCCCAAUGGGCAAGGGCCUAUGAAUGAACUUCAAGAAGCAAUGCCAAGGCUCAGCGAUGAAAUUAAGUUCUUUUCGAGCUAUUCUCACCAAAUAUGCAUAAGCAAUAGUGCAGGGGAAGUUCUAGUAAAUGUCUAUCAACUCCCUCAAAGAAAUGUACAUGUUAUAGUCAAUGGCGUUGAUGAGACAGAUUUUGAGUAUGACCCUAUAUCCAGAUCAAAUUUUCGUGAAAAAAUUGGGAUCCCAUCAAAUGUUACCUUGGUUUUAGGGGUUGCUGGGAGAGAGCUUGUUGAAUCCCCCGAUACACCCAUAUGCGGUGAAAUAUCCUUAAGGACAAAGCCACGGCAUGCCUCAAGCUAUGAAAAAUUCUGCUACGCUGUUCGUGAUCAAGCAUUUUCCUCAAGUGUAAAAGAAGUUCCUAUAAGUGUUCGCGAUGAAGAAAAGUCCCUACACGUGUUCGUGAUGAAGUAUUUUCCGUAA